UAUCUGUACUCCAUUAGUCUUCUACAACUUCUGCGAGAGGUGAGUUUUUCGCGUGGUUGAGUCGAUCAAAUUAACUUUUGAUACUUGAGGAUUCGCUUACCAAGACAAGUAUUUUGUGAACUUUACAUUGAUAUUGUGAUCGAAUUUGUGAUUUACCGUCUGCAGUUACUGGGUUCACUUCCGUCGUGCGGUGAACUUUCUUUGAAUCACUGAUAAUUCUAACCGGCGAAGAUGUACAUUUAAUCGCUUGGCAAGUCAGUCUGUAGUUUGACAAGCAACGGUAAACACCAACACACCACAACGGACCAAUAACAAUUUGUUGGAAUCAUGACUAUUGCAUUGGAUAGAAAACAUUCGUUAUUAUUAUUAUUUGGAGUUUUGAUAGCAUGUAUCGUCUGCACUGAAUCGUACGUACAUCGUGCAGGGAGACAUGUGUGUAGCAAUUCAGAGGUUAACCAGAAGCCAAGGAUGAUAAUUGAGUCGUAUUACCAACCAGUAUUCAAGCCUUACGUAACUAUAUGCAGCAAUGGACGUUCGAUGUGCACUCGAUACAAAGCUGUGUACCACGUCGCCUACCGAACACGUUAUACAAAGCCAGCAGUAACAAGCAAAAUCAUGUGCUGCCCUGGAUGGAAACUACCACACAAAUAUGCUACGUCAUGUACUGAACCCGUCUGUUCGUCUAAGUGCUUACACGGCGGGAAAUGCGUCUCACCCGGCAUAUGUGGUUGCCAGUCUGGAUGGACAGGGCAACACUGUGAAAAGGGUUAGUUUAUGCCAUAGAACAACAAUUUAUAUAUUAAUCUUUCGACUUUAUUUCAACUUCAGUGUUCUCCCGAAGUCGUUUUAGCCGUCAAUUUUACUGGUAAAAAUAACCGGCUAACCAGUAAAAAUUUUUAGUUUAUAAAAUAAAUUAAUACCGUAAGAUUAGGCCUAGGUAGUCACAGCAUUUUACUGUACAUAGGCCUAGCUUGUAAUUUAUUUAACUUAUUUAAUCAAAAUUUCAGAAGAUAAUAGAACUCUAUUAAGAAUUAUUUGUUUAUUAAGAAUUAUUUAUUUAACUAUAUCACGUGUAUAUAGGUAUAGCAGAUGCAGAAUUUUUAUUUUGACAAUAAUUAUGACUAACUUAUAUCUUGUAAACACAAAUGGUAUCACAGCGACAAUUUUACGUUAUAAUAAAUUUUCAGAUUUACUAUUCAAAAAGUUUAUUUCAAAAGCCAUAGAUACGUUGAUAACGUAAUUUCUGACUAAACUUUGCUGCAACGGUGUGUUAACGUUAUCUCAUAACAACCUAACCACAACGUUCACAACGGUCGCGGAUAUUAUAAUAAUUGUUUGGUUAUAAGUUACAAGAAAAUACAUUCAUCAUCAGAACUUAAUCAAAAUGGAAAAUAAUAUUUUGUUGUUAUUGUCAUUAUUAUUAUCAUCAACGUUUAUACGUUUAGGUAAAUUACCGUACUCUAAAUGUUGUUCUUAAAAUGUUCAAUUUUACUCAAUUAUGUUCACUUCACAUCAGUUUCAUGUAGGGGACCCCUUUGGAGAAAUAGUUGUCUUUUUCGCAAUUUUAGGGUUAUAAUCGGGGUUAUAUCCACGAUAUGCUCUUUUGUACUUUUAAUUAGUUUAUGUUUAGCUUUAAACGCUCAUCCGAAAGAUGGUGAUGCUAUUCAUGCGUUUUAUAUUUAACAAACACGAAAAUCAUAUUCAGAAUAAUCAAUAUAUUUUCAAAGAUCUACCGAUACAAUGUGAGGGUAUUUUAUACGCAUUAUUGAAACCACAUCGUUUCUUUAAGACUUCCCCUAUUAUAUGUAAUAAACAACACAAUAUGGUUGUCUGCUUGUGUCUGUGUUUCCGUUGGUCUACUUUGCUGUUUGUCUGUCGGAUCUCUCUGUAUUUUUUUUGCAUGUAGGCCUAUAUAAGAGGUGGAGACGAUAACUCCAUCCAAUAGGUAUAUACCGUGGUUGCACAAAGGAUAAUUUGCGCUAACACAGAGACGAAUCACUGUGGCCAAGGCUUUUGUGUACACUUUUUGUUAAAUUACACCGAUUAUCGUGGUAAGUAAAUCUGGAAAAAAAUGUUAGUCUAUAAGAUGUAUGUUAUGCCGCUUAUGAACAUAAAAUAUGAAUUGCAGUUAAUAGGUGAAAUAUUAAAGCUGGUAAUGAACCAAUGACAUAUUCAAUUAAUUGUCGUAACGCUGUAAAAACACACCAUAUUGGUUGAGCAAGCUCGGGUGCACGAUGCAUAUAGGUCAGGAUUUAUAAAGAACAAUUACUGCAAAUGUCGGAGUUCAACCAUUCUGAUCGGGAUAUUUCGGUACCAAAAUAAAUAGUUACUUAACCCAUUAAUAACUCGCUGCGUACAUUUUGUUUGUUAGAUUUAUGAGCUACAUCAAUGUUGAUGAUUUCAUUCUCGAUUUGUCUAGCCUUUAUCGGUACCGUACCGUAUAUGAAUCAUAAAACCGUGAGGCCUGGAUGUAGGGCCUUGGCUGAAAAGUGAGCCUCUUCUGCUGACGGAACAGCCUUGUGCUCACGGGAGCAUCUGUGUAUAAACAUACUCAUCGUUGUCAACUUGAAUCAUCACUAUGUGAAUAACACCAUUGUACAGGGGCUCAGGGACCUAUAACAAUUUACUACUUGCAUAGCGUUUUGUUCACUUAAGAAUUAAAAACAUUUGCAUCUAUUGCUUGUACCCCGGCGAAUUUUUCCUGCUGGUCAUCACAACCGAACCAUGUUAGGCCUACGCUAUUAUUGUGAAGUGGAAAUAAUGUAGCAAGUUUAGACAAUCUUAGACUGUACAUUAUUAUUUUUCUUAUUUUUGUUGUAUCUCAUUCUCAAAGUUAUAUGAAUAAUAUAGUAGGAAGAGGGCGCACUUCUUUUUUGGUACAAAAUGACUUAUAACCUUGUAGACACUGUUGAGGUAG
Messenger RNA from Anneissia japonica, 2917 nucleotides. Its product is annotated as epidermal growth factor-like protein 8. The coding region runs from base 328 to 771 and encodes 147 amino acids. The transcript is spliced from 4 exons. The record is from RefSeq and is a predicted model, not a curated record. Gene Ontology annotation, cellular component: cell surface; extracellular region. Lineage: Eukaryota; Metazoa; Echinodermata; Crinoidea; Comatulida; Comatulidae. Gene Ontology annotation, molecular function: signaling receptor binding. Gene Ontology annotation, biological process: anatomical structure development.